This is a messenger RNA of Pollicipes pollicipes, 895 nucleotides long. Its product is annotated as thrombospondin type-1 domain-containing protein 4. The coding region runs from base 314 to 895 and encodes 193 amino acids. Gene Ontology annotation, biological process: extracellular matrix organization; proteolysis. Gene Ontology annotation, molecular function: metalloendopeptidase activity. Lineage: Eukaryota; Metazoa; Arthropoda; Thecostraca; Pollicipedomorpha; Pollicipedidae. The transcript has 7 exons. The record is from RefSeq and is a predicted model, not a curated record. Gene Ontology annotation, cellular component: extracellular matrix.
GGGCGGUGAGGCGGGUGUGACGUGGUGGCGUGUGGUGACCGGACUGGACCGGCAGCGGCGCGAGCUAAGCGACGGACACGGACGGCGUGACAGACGCACAGGAGGACGGGAGGACGCCGGGAGGACGGGAGGACGCCACGGCGGCAGAACAAGUACAGUGCUGGUGGCACUGGGGCGCUCGGUGCUUCGUGGGUCGAUGCGUAGGCCGGAGGGCUCGCUGGGACGGCCUCGGACGCCAUCCGUCCAGUAGCGUCCCAGUCCAGACGCCUGCUUGGAGGCCCGGCCAGCUCUCCUGCUAACCGCUAGUCGCACGAUGCAGCUACACAGAGGUGUCAGGACGUUCCAGUUGAUCGCAGGGCUGUUCCUGUUCCUCAUCUGCGUACAUGGGCGACGGAAAUACCCCCCGAAGGUGCACGCGAUGGUGCAGGAGCAUCUGGCACGCCGCCAGUGGGGUUCUCAGCUGGGCGAGUGGUCGGGCUGGGGCGGCUGGUCGCCUUGCUCACUCUCCUGCGGCGGAGGCGUCACCACCCAGACGCGCCACUGUCUGCAGAGCGCCAACAGCACCACCAGCGGGCCGCGCCGGCGGCUCAGAACUUCGCAGUGUAUCGGCAUAUUCAGGCGCUUCCACAUCUGCAGCGAGCGGGACUGCCCGGGACCGGCGACAGAUUUGCGAGAAGAACAAUGCACCAAGUUCAACAAGAAGCCAUACAACUCUAAGCUCUACAGGUGGCGACCCCACUACAGCACCGCCCGGCCCUGCUCGCUCACCUGCAGCCUGCCGGCCGCUCGUUCUACGUCACGCUGCGCCGCCGAGUCCGUGAUGGUACACGCUGCAACCCGGACGGGGGCGAGGACCGGGACGACCACGUCUGCGCCGCCGGACUCUGUCAGCUGA